AUGCCUGUGACUGACAGGUGGUACAGACGGCUGCUUCGCCAACUUCGAUGUCUCACCUCCCGAGAGGAUCUGAGCAGGCACCGGGGCCAGGAUGGGCAGGGCGGCAGGAGAAAGCUGGAGAGACUGACAAGAACUCGGGAAGUCGUUGUCGUGCUAUUUGGCUUCUUUCCAGGUCGCAGAGCCCCUCGACCAGCUUCCAUGUGUCACCGAAGGCAGGCCAAACUCCAUGUGGAUGACCCUGCGGAUUCCGAUGAAGAAUGGACACCUAGGCAGAAAGAACUCAGAAGCGAGGAAACUGAAGCGAAGACGUAUAGCCUGCGAGAAAGAAAGGGUCGUACAUACGAAGAGGUCGAAGAGCCUGAAGAUGAUGACUACUUAUUUUGUGAGCAUUGCCAGAACAUCUUCAUCGACAGCUGUCCGGCUCAUGGACCCCCUACAUUUGUAAAAGACAAUGAAGUAGCCAUGGGGCAUCCCAACCGCUCAGACCUCACUUUGCCCCCUGGGCUGAGAAUUGGACCGUCGGGCAUCCCCGAGGCCGGGCUUGGAGUAUGGAAUGAGGCAUCCGAUCUGCCGUUGGGUCUGCACUUUGGCCCCUAUGAGGGCCAGAUCAAAGAAGAUGUACAGUCAGCCAACACUGGCUACUCCUGGGAGAUCAGCAAGGGGAGAAACCGCUGUGAGUAUGUGGAUGGAAAGGACAAAUCUCGGGCCAACUGGAUGAGAACCGAAGCCAGAGAUCCACCCACGUUCUUCAAGCCCUCUGGCCUUCUCCAAUCAGAAAGGCAUCAGGAAACAUGUGAAACGCGAUUACUCCUCUCAGACCUUCCCAGCGACAUCUGCAAGAGAACAUCUCCAGCCAGGCAAUCUCUAUCCAGUUGCUCAGAAUCCGGAGCAGCAACGUUCUGA
Molecule: messenger RNA, 903 nt
Organism: Cynocephalus volans (Philippine flying lemur)
Lineage: Eukaryota; Metazoa; Chordata; Mammalia; Dermoptera; Cynocephalidae
Product: histone-lysine N-methyltransferase PRDM7-like
Exons: 7
Coding region: 1-903 (300 amino acids)
Biological process (GO): regulation of DNA-templated transcription
Cellular component (GO): nucleus
Source: RefSeq, a predicted model, not a curated record